GGCUGAGGCUGGAUUCAAACACAGCUGCGUGUCAGUCGGACAGAGUGAAGCCGCUACACGAAUCCUCCAGUUCCCACUUCCUCCGCGUGGUUACGGGUGCUAUAAACUGCAAACAAUCACCCCGUCUUAAUACUGCAGACAUACCGCAGAGAAACUUAAGGGGAACUUAACUUACUGUCAGCCCCUGUAUGGAUAUGCUUUUCAUUUGUGAGUACCCAAUUAUCAUGCCUUCAUGUUGGAUGGAAGACCGAUUAGCAUGGAUUAAUUAAGGGCAACCCACAUCUAAGGCCUGAUAUUGGAGGGAUAAAGGCCCAACUCAGGACAGCUCUAAGGAUCAUGCCCACCCCAGAACUCCCUGUAAGGUGAACUACAUUCUUCUCAGCUUUAAACCAAAAGUAAAAGGACGCAUUACGAUUUUCAUUCUUCCUGAGUUGCCUCCAUCCUGAAGAGCAAUGGAGAUGCUGUUAGGUGGCAGAGGAUUAAUUGUAUCUCUAAUUUGUUUCCUGGUAAAAUUCUCUACAGCCAUGGAAAUACCACUUUCAGUUCAACAGGUUCCAACAAUCAUAAAACAGUCAAAAGUGCAAGUUGCCUUUCCCUUUGAUGAAUAUUUUCAAAUUGAAUGUGAAGCUAAAGGAAAUCCAGAACCAACAUUUAUGUGGACUAAGGAUGACAAGCCUUUUGAUCUCUCUGACUCUCGGAUCAUUGUAUCCAACAACUCAGGAACCUUUAAGAUACCAAAUGAGGGGCACAUAUCUCACUUUCAAGGGAAAUACCGCUGCUUUGCUUCUAAUAAACUGGGAGUUGCUAUGUCAGAAGAAAUAGAAUUUAUAGUUCCAAAUGUUCCAAAAUUCCCAAAAGAAAAAAUUGACCCUCUUGAAGUGGAGGAGGGAGAUCCAAUUGUCCUCCCAUGCAACCCUCCCAGAGGCCUUCCACCUCUACACAUUUAUUGGAUGAAUAUUGAAUUAGAACACAUCGAACAAGAUGAAAGAGUAUACAUGAGUCAAAAGGGAGAUCUGUACUUUGCAAACGUGGAAGAAAAAGACAGCCGGAAUGAUUACUGUUGCUUUGCCGCAUUCCCGAGAUUGAGGACUAUUGUGCAGAAAAUGCCAAUGAAACUAACAGUUAACAGUUUAAGGCAUGCUAAUGACUCAAGUUCAUCCACAGAAAUUGGUUCCAAGGCAAAUUCGAUCAAGCAGAGGAAACCUAGACUGCUGUUGCCUCCUACUGAACGUGGCAGUGAGUCUUCAGUUACUAUCCUCAAAGGGGACACCCUGCUCCUGGAGUGUUUUGCGGAAGGCCUACCAACUCCACAGGUUGAUUGGAACAAAAUAGGUGGCGACUUACCAAAAGGAAGAGAAACAAAAGAAAAUUAUGGCAAGACUUUGAAGAUAGAGAAUGUCUCCUACCAGGACAGAGGGAAUUAUCGUUGCACAGCCAACAAUUUCUUAGGAUCAACCACUCAUGAUUUUCAUGUUAUAGUAGAAGAGCCUCCUCGCUGGGCAAAGAAACCUCAGAGUGGUGUGUACAGCACUGGGAGCAGUGGUAUCUUGUUAUGUGAGGCAGAAGGAGAACCUGAACCCACAAUCAAGUGGAGAGUGAAUGGAUCCCCAAUUGACAAAAAUCCAUUUGCUGGUGAUGUUGUCUCCCCCAGAGAAAUCAGUUUUACCAACCUGCAACCAAAUCACACUGCUGUGUACCAGUGUGAAGCCUCAAAUGUCCAUGGCACCAUCCUUGCCAAUGCCAAUCUCGAUGUUGUAGAUGUCCGUCCACUGAUACAAACUGAAGAUGAAGAGAAUUAUGCUACGGUGGUUGGUUACAGCGCUUUCUUACACUGCGAGUUCUUUGCUUCACCUGAGGCAACGGUGUCCUGGCAGAAGGUGGAAGAGGCGAAACCUCUUGAAGGUAGACGGUACCAUGUCCACGAAAAUGGCACAUUGCAGAUCAACAAAACCACAGAAGAUGAUGCUGGCUCAUACUCUUGUUGGGUAGAAAAUGCUAAAGGAAAAACCGCAGUCACAGCCAACUUGGAUAUUAGAAAUGCUACAAAACUUCAAGUUGCUCCUAAGAAUCCUCGAGUCCCUAGACUGCACGUGCUUGAGUUACAUUGUGAGAGCACGUGCGACCCACAUUUGAGGCAGAGUUUGAAGUUGUCCUGGAGUAAGAAUGGAGAAGCCUUUGAAAUUAAUGCCACAGAGGAUGGCAGGAUAAUUAUCGAUGGAGCUAAUUUGACGAUAUCUAAUGUCACCUUAGAGGAUCAAGGUAUUUACUCCUGUUCAGCUCAAACUGCUCUGGAUAGUGUUACUGAUGUAACUCAAGUAACUGUCCUCGAUGUUCCGGAUCCACCAGAGAACCUACAAUUGUCUGAAAGACAGAACAGAAGUGUUCGGCUGACGUGGGAAGCUGGAGAUGACCACAAUAGCCAUAUUAGCGAGUAUAUUGUUGAAUUUGAAGGAAAUAAAGAAGAACCUGGUCGAUGGGAGGAAUUGGCUAGAGUCCAAGGCAAAGAAACAAUAGUCACACUAUCUUUGGCUCCAUACGUCAGAUACCAGUUCAGGGUCAUAGCCGUGAAUGAAGUAGGGAGAAGCCAACCCAGCCAGCCGUCGGACCAUCAUGAAACACCUCCGGCAGCUCCAGACAAGAAUCCACAAAACAUAAGGGUUCAAGCCUCUCAACCCAAGGAAAUGAUUAUAAAAUGGGAGCCUUUGAAACCAAUGGAGCAGAAUGGACCAGGACUGGAGUACAGAGUGACCUGGAAGCCACAGGGAGCCCCCGUGGAGUGGGAAGAAGAAACCGUCACAAACCACACCUUGCGGGUGAUGACGCCUACUGUCUAUGCUCCUUAUGAUGUCCAAGUCCAAGCUGUCAAUCACCUUGGCUCCGGCCCUGAGCCUCAGUCAGUGAUUCUCUAUUCUGGAGAAGACUAUCCUGAUACAGCUCCAGUGAUCCAUGGGGUGGACGUUAUAAACAGCACAUUAGUUAAAGUUACCUGGUCAACAAUUCCAAAGGACAGAGUACAUGGACAUCUGAAAGGAUAUCAGAUAAAUUGGUGGAAAACAAAAAGUCUGUUGGAUGGAAGAGCACAUCCCAAAGAAGUAAACAUUCUGAGAUUUUCAGGACAAAGAAACUAUGGAAUGGUUCCUUCUCUAGAUGCCUUUAGUGAAUUUCACUUAACAGUCUUAGCCUAUAAUUCCAAAGGAGCUGGUCCAGAGAGUGAGCCUUAUAUAUUUCAAACACCAGAAGGAGUACCUGAACAACCAGCUUUUCUCAAGGUCAUCAAAGUUGAUAAAGACACUGCCACUUUAACCUGGGGACUACCUAAGAAAUUGAAUGGAAACUUAACUGGCUAUCUAUUACAGUAUCAGAUAAUAAAUGACACCUAUGAACUUGGAGAACUGAAUUAUAUCAACAUUACGACUCCAUUGAAGCCCAUCUGGCGUCUCUCAAACCUCAAUGCAACUACCAAGUACAAAUUCUACUUGAGGGCUUGUACUUCAAAGGGUUGCGGAAAACCAAUUACAGAGGAAAGCUCCACGUUAGGAGAAGGGGGUAAGAGUAUCGGGAAGAUACCAGAAGGAGUGAAUCUUACUCAAAAGACUCACCCCAUAGAGGUAUUUGAGCCGGGAGCUGAACAUAGAGUUCGCCUAUUGACUAAGAAUUGGGUUGAUAACAAUAGCAUUUUUGAAGAUGUAAUUGAGACAAGAGGGAGAGAGUACGCUGGUUUAUACGAUGACAUCUCCACUCAAGGCUGGUUUAUUGGACUGAUGUGUGCAAUUGCUCUUCUGACACUAAUACUGUUAACUGUUUGCUUUGUGAAGAGGAACAGAGGUGGAAAGUACUCAGUGAAAGAAAAGGAAGAUCUGCAUCCAGAUCCAGAAGUUCAGUCAGUAAAAGAUGAAACCUUUGGUGAAUACAGUGACAGUGAUGAAAAACCUCUCAAAGGAAGCCUUCGAUCCCUUACCAGGGAUAUGCAGGCCACAGAAAGCGCCGACAGCUUAGUCCAGUAUGGAGAAGGCGACCACGGUCUGUUCAGUGAAGAUGGAUCAUUUAUCGGUGCUUAUGCUGGAUCGAAGGAGAAAGGCUCUGUUGAAAGCAAUGGAAGUUCUACAGCAACAUUUCCACUCCGAGCAUAAAUGUAUCCCAUGUAAACAUCAGUGGUUCACACCAACCUUCCAUAUUUAUCUGUUCAAGGGAGCAAGAACUUUCACAUAGGAAUAGAAACAUAUUGGCAAAAGAUUUCAUCCAGAAUUCGAACAUCUUGCAAUUAUGUUGAGAAAAAAUAGCACUGCCUUGAAAAAAUAAAAUACCAAGCACUAUAGGCCUAUAUUGUUUUGUUUUGUUCUUCAGGUGCUGAAAAUUCAGAACACAAAACAUAUCCUGUAUUUAGAUUCACCUCAACUGAACCCAAAGUAUCGAUUCAGUGUACUCCAUUUUUGCCUG
This is a messenger RNA of Callorhinus ursinus (northern fur seal), 4437 nucleotides long. Lineage: Eukaryota; Metazoa; Chordata; Mammalia; Carnivora; Otariidae. The record is from RefSeq and is a predicted model, not a curated record.